AUGACACCACCUCCGGGCUUACCAAAAACACCUCCGGGCUUACCAAAGCCACCUCCGGGCUUACCGAAACCACCUCCAGGCCUACCAAAACCACCUCCGGGCUUACCGAAACCACCUCCGGGCUUACCAAAGCCACCUCCGGGCUUACCGAAACCACCUCCGGGCCUUCCAAAACCACCUCCGGGCUUACCGAAACCACCUCCUGGCCUACCAAAACUACCUCCGGGCCUACCGAAACCACCUCCGGGCCUACAGAAACCACCUCCGGGGUUACCAAAGCCACCUCCUGGCCUACAGAAACCACCUCCGGGCCUACCGAAACCACCUCCGGGCCUACAGAAACCACCUCCGGGGUUACCAAAGCCACCUCCGGGCCUACCGAAACCACCUCCGGGCCUACAGAAACCGCCUCCGGGGUUACCAAAGCCACCUCCGGGCCUAUCGAAACCACCUCCGGGCCUACCGAAACCACCUCCGGGCCUACAGAAACCGCCUCCGGGGUUACCAAAGCCACCUCCGGGCCUAUCGAAACCACCUCCGGGCCUACCGAAACCACCUCCGGGGUUACCAAAGCCACCUCCGGGCAUGAUGCCACCAUCAGCUUAA
Messenger RNA from Ornithodoros turicata, 606 nucleotides. RefSeq names its product formin-2-like. The record is from RefSeq and is a predicted model, not a curated record. The transcript has a single exon. Lineage: Eukaryota; Metazoa; Arthropoda; Arachnida; Ixodida; Argasidae. The coding region runs from base 1 to 606 and encodes 201 amino acids.